This is a messenger RNA of Diceros bicornis minor, 4668 nucleotides long. RefSeq names its product differentially expressed in FDCP 8 homolog (gene DEF8). Lineage: Eukaryota; Metazoa; Chordata; Mammalia; Perissodactyla; Rhinocerotidae. The transcript is spliced from 12 exons. The record is from RefSeq and is a predicted model, not a curated record. Bases 1295 to 2770 code for a protein of 491 amino acids.
CUGGGACACUAUGGUACCUGCCGUCUGGGGAUGCACUGGGCAUCAGGGACUGACCACUCUGUGUGAGCUGCCCAAAGCCAUCAGGUAAUAAGAGAGAAGGGGACUUGAGCCCAUGGCACUUGUGUCCUCCCAUUCUGACCCAGGGCAGCCAGUCAAUGGGUGGUAGGUUCAGCCAGAGGAAUUCCAGCACAGAGGCCAAAUAGGCAGGACAGGUCCCACGGUGGGUGUGGGAGUUCCUGACCCCAGGUAGAGGGGGGGUGACCCUGGCAGGGCCAUGCCCUCUGGGCUCAGUUCUCUUUUGCAUGGGGGGUGCAGAUAGGAGUCAUAGGAUUGUCUUUUAUGAUUACAAAUUAUUUCAGACUGUAAACAGGUACAGAGAAAGCAUAAUCAAACCCGACUUACCACAAACCUUUAAAGAACAUCUCUCUGACUUCCUGUGAACUUGUUCUUCUGCCCUGGAGGCAGAGAGGCUAAGGAAUGUGGCCCAGCUUGUUAAGUGGGGGGACCUGGGAUGUGGACCCUCCCCUGGCCAAAGCCCCUUCCUCCUGUCCGGAGCCAUUGGCCCAGCGUGUUCUGCAGUUUGCUGACAUCUAGGGAAGGGAAAAGAAGCACUUCCUGCCUGUCUCCUGGGAUCCCGAGGCGUGGGGCCCACACACUGACUCAGGCCACAUGGGGCAUCGGUGGGAACCCAGGCCAGUGAGGUGCUGGCUGGCCUAUGUGAUGAUUAAAGAGCAUCCGGCUUCUGGCAGGGCCAUGGUGCUGCAGGGGCUCCAGGAAGAGGGCCCUGCCCAAGGCCACACUGCAGGUGGCAGCGCAGGCCUGGGCCCUGGCAUCAGCGGCAGAGUGUUGAGCACUGCACCCUGUGAUGGUCAUCACUGACCGUUCUGUUCAGGGGCUGUGGUUUUGGGGUGCUCUGAAGGGAAAGGAGCACCUCGGGUCAGGGGCCGGGACUGAGUCCAGGGUGCUGUGUCUCGUGGGAGUGAUGGAGCUUUCCUCCUCAGUGACAGUGAGGCCUGGCUGGAGGUGGACCCAGGCCGCAGGCCGCCUGGCUGGGCACCCUCGAUAGGACAAGUCUCUCCUAACCUUGCUUGUCUAGUGCUUGGACGUCACUGCUCUUACUGAGGGGACACCACUAGUGGGGGCCGGGGUGAGGGCUGAGGAUGAGGCCGUGGUGUGGGGUGUUUCACCUGGGCCCUCCCAGGGAGGUGAAAGAUGCAUUGCCUCUGAAACCCCAGGACCUCAGUGAGCCUGGGAGCUGGAUGCUCAUCUCUGCCCUGCCUGCCCCGCAGGUGGGAUGCUAUGGAAUAUGAUGAGAAGCUGGCCCGGUUCCGGCAGGCCCACCUCAACCCCUUCAACAAGCAGCUUGGGCCAAAGCAGCAUGAGCAGGGGGCUGGUGAGGAGGCCCCGGACGUCGCUUCUGAAGUUUGCUUCUGUCCCUGCAUUAGAAUGGACACUACUGAGGGCAAGGACUUGUGACCAUCUCGUCACUGCUGUGUCCCAGGGCCCAGCCCACAGCAGAUGCUCACUCACCUUGAGAGAGGCCCUGCCUCAGCUGCCCCCUGAGGAGCCGGAGUUCCACUGCACUGAGCGCGUGAUGGAUCUUGGUCUGUCUGAGGACCACUUCUCCCGCCCCGUGGGUCUGUUCCUGGCCUCUGACCGGCAGCAGCUGCGGCAGGCCAUCGAGGAGUGCAAGCAGGUGAUUCUCGCGCUCCCUGAGCACUCGGAGAAGCAGAAGGACGCCGUGGUGCGGCUCAUCCACCUGCGGCUGAAGCUGCAGGAGCUGAAGGACCCCAAUGAGGAUGAGCCCAACAUCCGAGUCCUCCUUGAGCACCGUUUCUACAAGGAAAAGAGCAAGAGUGUGAAGCAAACCUGUGACAAGUGUAACACCAUCAUCUGGGGGCUCAUUCAGACCUGGUACACCUGCACAGGGUGUUAUUACCGCUGUCACAGCAAGUGCUUGAACCUCAUCUCCAAGCCCUGUGUGCGCUCCAAAGUCAGCCACCAAGCCGAGUAUGAGCUGAACAUCUGCCCCGAGACGGGGCUGGACAGCCAGGAUUACCGCUGUGCGGAGUGCCGGGCGCCUAUCUCUCUGCGGGGUGUGCCCAGCGAGGCCCGGCAGUGUGACUACACCGGCCAGUACUACUGCAGCCACUGCCACUGGAACGACCUGGCCAUCAUCCCAGCGCGUGUGGUGCACAACUGGGACUUCGAGCCGCGCAAGGUGUCCCGCUGCAGCAUGCGCUACCUGGCGCUGAUGGUUUCGCGGCCGGUGCUCAGGCUCCGCGAGAUCAACCCUCUGCUGUUCAACCAUGUGGAGGAGCUGGUGGAGAUCCGGAAGCUGCGCCAGGACAUCCUGCUCAUGAAGCCGUACUUCAUCACUUGCAAGGAGGCCAUGGAGGCACGCCUGCUCCUGCAGCUCCAGGACCGGCAGCAUUUUGUGGAGAACGAUGAGAUGUACUCCGUCCAGGACCUGCUGGACGCACACACAGGCCGCCUCGGCUGCUCGCUCACCGAGACCCACAUGCUCUUCGCCAAGCACAUCAAGCUGGACUGUGAGCGGUGCCAGGCCAAGGGCUUUGUGUGUGAGCUCUGCAGAGAGGGUGACGUGCUGUUCCCCUUCGACAGCCACACGUCCGUGUGCACUGACUGCUCCGCUGUCUUCCACAGGGACUGCUACUACGACAACUCCACCACGUGCCCCAAGUGUGCCCGGCUCACCUUGCGGAAGCAGUCACUCUUCCAGGAGCCUGGUCCAGACAUGGACGCCUAGAGCCGCGGGCAUCCCUCCCCCGCCUGUCUGGUGCCCACCCUCCUGGUCAUUGCCAAAGUCAAGGUGUUUCGUGUACUCUGGAGACCCUGAGGUUGCGUCCCCUGGACCUCUCCCCCCUGCUGGGCCGGAGGGGUGUGAGCAGGGACACGAGGACCUUCAUCCCCAAGGUGCUUGCAGGGACUCAGGGUGGCUGCACUGGACUGUCUCCUGGGUGUGCUGCUGCAGGGCUCCAUGGGCAGGGGAGUGCCUCCCCCAUGGCAAACAGCCCCCCAUGCCCUUGGGGCCAAGGCUGCUGCGCCUUUCUGCCCUGGAAACGCCAGAGGGCUCUGGGGGAGUGGCCGACAAGACCGAGGCCACCAGCUGCAGGCACCAGGCCUUGGCCUGAGUUUUAUCUGCAGUGGAUGGUCUGGAUUCUGCCUGGAGGCUCCCAUCCCCCCGGUCCCUUGUCUCUUUGGGGACCUAUGAUUGUCCCUGGCUGGGGCUGUUCAUGACUGCCUCCCAAGGUUCUUUCUCUCCGGGUCAUCCUCCAAUAGGGUCAGUCCAGGGGUCACUGGCUUUUCUACACAAUGUGGGGGGAAGUGGCCAUGGAGCCUCUGCUCCUGCCUCCGCCCAGUCCCGCUUACCCUGGUGCUCUGAGCUGGGUGGCUGGGAUCCAGCUUGAGGACCAGGGACUGUGCCCCCAGGGGAGGUUCCAGGUUAGGCAAGAGAGUUGGUUACAGUAGGCCUGGGUGGCAUUUCUCGGGACCAAAUUUGCCCCUGAGGAGCUCCGUCCUGCUGCCACAGUGCCUGCAGAGGGCUUGGGAUGGCUCAGAAACCACCAGUCGGGGGGCCCUUUUGUUUGGGGGCCUGAGGUUGGUGCCAGGGAAAUUUGCUUGAGGGAGCUCCAGAGGAAGCUUGGGCAUGGGGUGUGCGAGGUCCCGUGCUCCAGCUGACAAAGGGACCCCUGGACGGAGGAUGAGACCCACAGCUCUUCUAUGGGGAGCUGCAGCCGGCCUUGGCAUUUGCAGGGACGCUUCGUGCUAUGGAGACCCUGUUGUCGAGAGGAGGGCCCUUGGGAAGAGGAUGUUUCAGGACACAGCUUCCCAGUCUUGCCUGCCCUUCUCCUCACCUUGGACUGUGCCUGGGUGCUGAUGCAGGUGGUUGACAUACACAGGUGGUGGGUGGCGGGCAAAGAGCGUAGCUGCCUGGAUAUCCAUCACCUCUGACCAGGAAGCCCAAGAGGAGAUGCCUCGGCCAGCAGAACAGUCAGCUUAGCUCACUAGCCAAGGUGAAGUCUGGGUAAAGAGCGUCACCUCUCCUCGUCCCUCUGCACCAUCAGGACAGCCCCAUGUGGUGGCUUUGGGCAAUCCUCUCGCUGUCCUGACCUGCCUCAGUGUGUGACGGUGAGAAGGGAACACAGGUGAGGUCAAGGUCGGGUCAACAACGGGUUCACCCUCUGCUUCCCUUCUGGGUUGAAGAGGGAGUUAAAGGCCAAGUGCUGUUUUCCUACAGCCCCAGAUCUGCACAUUUCUCGCCGCUGCCUCAUGGUUCUGUCCUAGUGAUACUGGCCAUUCCUGAAUUUACUGUGUAAUCAACAUUGCAUUAUUCCAGUUACAAUCACCGUGUCAUAGAAACAUUAGUAUGCUGGCAUUUGUGGGACAAAGAGUUGGCUCCCCCUCUUUUAUUUUUCAACUGCCCCCACCCCGUUUCCUCCUCCCCCAACACCUCUUCCUCACCUACCCCUUGUGGAUGAAGACUUUAAACAGAAUCACGUGUGCAUCUUUCUGAGUCCACAGCACAGUAGCAAGAACCCACCGAGGAAUCAGUUUGCACAGCCAGCACCUCACAGAGGAGCAGUGAGGGACACCCAGGUGUAACGAUGCCAUAGCUGCUGUCUUAUUAAAUCUGUGUUCUCUAGA